AAGAGCAAGUACCAGAAAGGCUCGAUUGGGGAAAGCUUGUUCACCUUCAGCCACAAAUGUCAGAUUAUGCUGCAUGUCGCAGUGGAGACAAAUCCGUACGCAAAAGUUCUCCUCGGAGCCCUGAAGAACUCAGGCUGUGUACAAAGACAGACAUUUCUCCUGUGAGGACUGUGACGGAACCGUUAGUGGCGGCUUUGAUGCCACAACAUCUCAAGUGAGAGGAACUCCUUCAGAACGGUCAUACGCGAUAUAUGAUCAAUCAUUGGUCUGGAUAUUUCUAUAAAAGAAGAUGAAACAAAAUUUGAGAUUUGUAACAAGUACUUGGGGAGGUUUAAAAAAAAUGUACGGUAUUGCGCAAUAAAUAUAAUUGUACAGAUAUUUUUGGACUAUGCUAACGUAUAUAAUCAGUAAAAAAUGAUUAUUCUAUCAUUAGAAUUAUAUAUGCAUGAGUAUAAUUAGUAUAUGGAUAAUGGUAAUGAUUUUGUCUAAAUACAUUAAUAUAACGUCCAAGUUAACAUCAGUGAGAGAGUAAAACUGUUGUGUUCUCUUCUGCAGAUUGUGUUGUGUCAGAACAACAUUCACCAACAGGCUCAUAUGAACAGAGUGGUCACACAUGAGCUCAUUCAUGCGUUUGAUCACUGUCGUGCACAUGUUGACUGGUUCAAUAACUUCAAACACUUGGCUUGCUCAGAGAUUCGGGCAGCCAGUCUCAGUGGAGACUGCUCGUUCAGCAACGAAGUCGCUAGGUUUAAUUUUGGCCUUAAAAAGCACCAUCAGGAGUGUGUGCGGGACCGUGCGACACGCUCUAUCCUUGCCGUGCGGAAGAUAAGCAAAGAGGAGGCGGUGAAAACGGUCGACGAGGUGUUUGACAGCUGCUACAAUGAUCACGAACCGUUCGGCCGCAUACCACACAGUAAAAAAGACGCCAGGUUCGCCUACAGAGAUUUUGAGAACAGAGACCGAUACUAUGCAAACUUAUAGGUGUCAGUCACCAGUGUGAAUAAAGGGAAAUAUUUGACCUAAUCCAUGCAGCAUGCUAUUUUGUUAUAUAAUCCAGUUGCAUAUUUAAUUAAUUGUGAUUUGGUUCAAUGCACUGAAUAAAUUGUGUUUUGUUUUUUUUUCUCUAACAUACUAUGUAAUGCUUUCCUAAAUAUGUUUUAAAUAGGAAGACCCAGAAUAAUAAUGGUGCCAAAAGACACCAUUUUAGAUCAUUUUUUUUGUAUUAUAUGGAAUAAAGACAACUCGUAAUUUUGCUGA
This is a messenger RNA of Ictalurus furcatus (blue catfish), 1257 nucleotides long. RefSeq names its product ATP23 metallopeptidase and ATP synthase assembly factor homolog (gene atp23). Gene Ontology annotation, cellular component: extrinsic component of mitochondrial inner membrane. Gene Ontology annotation, molecular function: metalloendopeptidase activity. Gene Ontology annotation, biological process: mitochondrial proton-transporting ATP synthase complex assembly; mitochondrial protein processing. NCBI's taxonomy places the organism in Eukaryota, Metazoa, Chordata, Actinopteri, Siluriformes, Ictaluridae. The record is from RefSeq and is a predicted model, not a curated record. The transcript has 5 exons. Bases 595 to 981 code for a protein of 128 amino acids.